This is a messenger RNA of Anopheles marshallii, 645 nucleotides long. RefSeq names its product oligoribonuclease, mitochondrial. The record is from RefSeq and is a predicted model, not a curated record. Gene Ontology annotation, molecular function: 3'-5'-RNA exonuclease activity; nucleic acid binding. Gene Ontology annotation, cellular component: mitochondrion. NCBI's taxonomy places the organism in Eukaryota, Metazoa, Arthropoda, Insecta, Diptera, Culicidae. The coding region runs from base 67 to 645 and encodes 192 amino acids. The transcript has a single exon.
UCAUUAAGCAAUCAAAAAUGUUUGAAGAAAUUUUGCUUCAAUUUGGUAGCUGUAUCAAAAGUUUAUAUGCGUAGGAUGUCACAGCUAUCAUCGCAAAACUUGGUCUGGAUGGACUUGGAAAUGACGGGCUUGGAAGUGGAUAAGGAUCGUAUUUUGGAGAUCGCAUGCAUUGUAACCGACAGCAAGCUGAACAUUAUAGCCAAAGGGCCAAAUAUAAUCAUAAAUGAGCCUGACUCCGUUUUGGAUACAAUGAACAGUUGGUGCAAGGAGCAUCACGCAAAGUCUGGAUUGAUAGAAGCUGUGAAAAAAUCGACCUGCACGCUAGAGCAAGCGGAACAACAAGUUCUGGAUUUCGUUAAGCAGUACUGUCCGGAGCGAAGCUGCCCGAUGGCCGGAAACAGCAUUUACAUGGAUCGGUUAUUCAUAAGAAAACAUAUGUCAACGUUAAAUGAAUACCUUCAUUAUCGUGUGAUCGAUGUGAGCACGGUGAAGGAACUGAGCAAACGAUGGAAUGGUGAAGUCUAUAAGUCAACUCCACCGAAAAUUUUAGCUCACCGAGCCUUGGAUGAUAUCGAAGAGAGCAUUAAAGAAAUGAAAUAUUAUAAGGAUACUUUUUUUAAAACGGAUGAUGAACCCAAUCCAUAG